Gossypium arboreum is the source of this 668-nucleotide messenger RNA. Its product is annotated as protein SOB FIVE-LIKE 1-like. NCBI's taxonomy places the organism in Eukaryota, Viridiplantae, Streptophyta, Magnoliopsida, Malvales, Malvaceae. Gene Ontology annotation, biological process: cytokinin biosynthetic process. The record is from RefSeq and is a predicted model, not a curated record. The transcript has a single exon. The coding region runs from base 216 to 668 and encodes 150 amino acids.
AUAACAACAGUAACAUUGCAUUAACAAUGGUAUUUAACCUGGCUUCCAGGUGUUGGAAUUAUCUAGUAUAUCCUAAGGCAAUUAAUAUAGUUUGAGUGAGAUGGGUUCUGUUGUUUUUAUCUUCAAAGCUGCUUUCCUAUAUUUAACAACUCAAAACCUUUCAUCAUUUGCUUGAUUCUUGUUUCUACUCCAUCUUUAUUCUUUACUCAUAUCAUAUGGAGCCUUCCAAUAUCUUCGGAGGCGCCGAAGAAUGCCACAGCAGUGAAUCAGGGUGGACAAUGUACAUUGGUGACGCCGCAGCCGACGAUGACGGCGACGCAGGCACUGAUGCUGACCACGACGACGACGAUGAUGAUGGUGAUCGUUUCGACGGUGCUGACGAAAGCCAAACAGAUGCCAAUCAUGAAGCCGAAACUGAUGACUCUAUGGCCUCCGAUGCUUCUUCUGGUCCAAGCCAUCGUUUGGAGCAGGAGGUGGAGGGUGAGGAAGAGGGCCGCCAUUGUUAUUCAGACAAGAAAGCUAGGAAAUCAUCAGUGGGCAGCAAACAAAAGCCUGGAACGAAAAGGAAAGAAGACAAGGAAGAGAUGAGGAGGUUGAAGACAAAAGAAUCUAGCACUCAAUCUCCAAGUGGUUCCAGGAAAAACAUCUGGUUCGGUAAAAGAAAGUAG